AUGCUGUUGUUGUUGUUGUAUGUAAAUUCCGACUUAUCUUAUAACAGAAAAAUGUCUGGACAGCCCCCAAAUAGGGGCGAAGCCGUGCAAAAACAAAUCCAACAAGACUGGGUAAACCGAGAAUAUAUCGAAAUAAUCACGAUCAGCAUCAAAAAAAUCACCGAUUUCCUAAACUCGUUCGACCUCUCCUGUCGAUCCAAAUUAGCCGGUUUAAACGAGAAAUUGACCAUUUUGGAACGGAAAAUUGACUAUUUAGAGGCCUGCGUUACCAAGGGGGAAACCCUUACAUGAAAAUAACCCGAGAAACCCCAGUACACCUUUACAUUUUAGCAUAAGUCAUGUCUGUAUAUACUAUACUCAAUUUGGCCACUAAACCAUGCAAAAACCACAUCCACAAUGUUUCAAAAAGGUCA
Molecule: messenger RNA, 413 nt
Organism: Anthonomus grandis grandis
Lineage: Eukaryota; Metazoa; Arthropoda; Insecta; Coleoptera; Curculionidae
Gene: HSPC300
Product: protein BRICK1
Exons: 3
Coding region: 1-291 (96 amino acids)
Biological process (GO): actin filament organization; cell motility; regulation of actin polymerization or depolymerization
Cellular component (GO): SCAR complex
Molecular function (GO): protein-containing complex binding
Source: RefSeq, a predicted model, not a curated record